GGUAUCAGUUCAUCAUUUUACUAUCGGUUUCUGUUGCUCGCGGUUGGCACACCACACCACAGGAUAGAGGAACUGAGUCAAGUGACACCACGAUAGAGCGAGUAGUGGGAGGCCAGCCUGUAGGGCUUCCAGCUGUUGAGGGUGUGCGAUUGCUUAUCCAGCGAAGGAGAACGGAGGCUGCUGGCGCCUUUUGUCGACGCAGGACGGAGUCUUGGUUUUGUGCCGAGAAAGGACUUGUUGGUUUUCGUUCGCCCAUGUGAAUAGGUUAAAAGGAAAGCAAACGAGUCUGUCUUUGACAGAGACUUCCUGAACUACAAGGUGCUCUAUUGUUCCGAAAACAUACCCCUCGUAGAGAGUGCAAACAAUAGUGUAGUGAAUAGUGCCCCCACCCAAGGGUAGCUCCGUGGAAUUGGGUGAAGUGCGCUAAUAAAAUCGGCGAUAAGUGAAAGUGCUGUUCGUGGUUCCUGUCGGGUGGAGUGAAUGCGUCAAAAUGAAUAAGUAUUUGGUGAGAAGACUGUUGAUCUGCCUGUUGAUCAUGUGUGUGGCUAGCGCCCGGGGUGCUAGCAGCUACUUCUAUGACUCGGAGGAGCCUUAUGGCAACAUGUUGGACGGAACCGAUGAAACGGAAGAACCAGAGAAAUCCAUAUCAGAUGACAGAUUACUAGACAGUAUGCUUCGACAAGGCGCCGACAAGCGCUCCGGGUCUCUAAUUCAGGUCUACCGGAGGUCCUGCAUCCGGCGAGGUGGAGCUUGCGACCACCGAUCCAACGAUUGCUGCCACAACAGUUCCUGCCGGUGCAACCUGUGGGGCUCCAACUGUCGGUGUCAACGGAUGGGUCUGUUCCAGAAGUGGGGAUGAACAAUCUGCCACCAUCGUCAGUCGUACUGCUGCACCGGUCGAGAUUCCUUGGACUUGGACCCCCAUGGCGAAUGGGAGCUUUCGGCGCUAAUGGUGGAACAUGAGCGUCGAGAGUGCCCUUUUCCGUCGGUGUCGACGUCGUUCUUGGGUCUCGUUCUUGUGUCGCUACCGUUCUUGGUUAUCGAUCUAAAACUGCACUCGUCUACUGGCUGCUGAUUUACGGAACACGGACUGGAUUUUAUUCGCGGGCAAACAAAUAAGUUUGAGGACUUACGGCAACAGGACACAUAUAUGGCAAACCGGACACAAAUUGCUACGAAAAUCGAGUUUGAAAAAAUACUGUAUUUUAUGGUGAAAUCUGGUUCAUGCGCUAUUUUCCGAGGCAUGGUGAAGAAUUUACAGAAAUAUUUUGCGUUUGAAGGUUUUUAGGGAUAAGUGACUUACGAUUAUGUUUAUGGUGAAAUUCCAGUCAGAUAGUAAAAGCUUUAGUUGAAACUGAAAAAUGAGACAUGCUUUACAUUUGAAAGACAAGGAAUACACUAUUUAAUGAUAAUGAUAAUAAUGAUAAUGAUAAAUGAUAAUAAUUAUGAUUACAAGAAAACUGAGAGAAAAUAUUGUCUAUAGGUUAUUCAGAUUCAUUCUUUACUGUUUUAGGGCCAUAAGUUGAGUGAAAGUCGGUACGACAUAGAAUUACUUUUAAACACAUCUAGAGCAGCUAAAGAGACAACAAAGAAUUAUAAUGAGGCAACUUAUAAUCAAUUAUUCGACGCUUUAAAGAUGUAUUCCACGAACACAACAAGCACAUAAUUAAAGCCCAGGAUGUUGAGAAGCAAAGCACUUCGACUUUGUGGAACCGUGUUGAAUGUUUUCUCUGAUGUCCAGUGGAUUUUGAUACGACUAAUUUAUUCGCUGUUUAUGUAAUAAAAACAGAUGGGUAACCAACUACUAUAUACAAGUAUAUUAUAAUGAUGAGGAUAGUAGCAGCAGCAGAGCAGCAGAUGAUGGAGAUGCAAAGUCUAUGAGUGGAGCAGUAAGGAAAACUAAUUAAUUAGGAGUAAUCAAUGCGAGCGGAAAAAUUGUCUGGAGUUCGGUUCCCCUCGGUCUUCAAGACAAACCAUCGUCCAGCGCGGCUCAAUCGUUUCCCAGCCUUUUAAAACGAACGAGCGUCGGAGGCACCGACGGAGAAAAGUCCUCCGCAUGUACUUUUCCGCUUGUUGUACGCAUAACUAUUUGAAUAAAAACUAAACCUAACGGAAAUGUGUUUGAGCACAUUUAUCAGA
This is a messenger RNA of Armigeres subalbatus, 2139 nucleotides long. RefSeq lists its product as uncharacterized. The transcript has 3 exons. The record is from RefSeq and is a predicted model, not a curated record. NCBI's taxonomy places the organism in Eukaryota, Metazoa, Arthropoda, Insecta, Diptera, Culicidae. The coding region runs from base 491 to 859 and encodes 122 amino acids. Gene Ontology annotation, molecular function: ion channel inhibitor activity. Gene Ontology annotation, cellular component: extracellular region.